AUGCUUGAGUCGAUUCUGCAUAAACGUACCCCACAAUCACAAAGCCGAAGUAAAGUAGAUCCUCGAUUCUGGUCACGAUCUUCUCAUUCUAUUAAUGCUCGAACGUCAAGUCGAAGUAAAGGUGAAGAUCGUAGUCGAUAUGAAGUUGGAAAGGGCCGGAAAGAUGGAAAUAGUUAUCAAGAAAAUAUGACUAGCUUGGCGUCACCGAAAUUGUCGUUAAAGCGUUCGAAUUCUGCUAAACAAUUAAUUUCAGGUUUGAAUGCUCACCCAUUGCGUCAAACAUCCAGUAGCGCACGAAGUUUAAAUGCCAAAGUUGCUGUCAUGAAUAAAGAUGAAGCUUUGGAAGUUGUAGCAAACUACGUUUACGAUGUACCGGAGAAGAAAAUGAAAGGUAGAUUACAUGGUACGAGUUAUGAUGAUAGUGACGAACAAGAGGAAGAGGGAGAUGAAGUUACUUUUGAAGCUCGACCACUAAUUUCAGAAGAUGAAGAUGAAAUUGCGUACUUUUCGAAUCGAAUGGGUGGAUCGGACUUUAAAUUACUUCGACGACAUGUGCUACAUCCACAUGGACGUAUUCGCUCGAUCUGGGAUACCAUUACCCUCGUUUUAACAACAUGGGUUCUUGUCAUCGUUCCGUUUGAACUUACUUUUGCGAUGCGAUAUCCUCUACGUCGUGCAAUUCUUCAAUUGGAUUUAUGUAUUGAUACGUUGUUUCUCGUAGACAUCAUCCUCAAUUUUAUUACUGCAGUUGAAGAUGAUGGCAAACUUCAUUUUUCUUUUUUUUCAAUUGUUCGUCACUACUCACGUGGAUGGUUUCUUCCCGAAUUGCUUUGGACAAUUCCAUUCUACGCUAUUUUUGAACGACACGAUCCUCAACCUUUCAAUUCGCAAGGUUCAGCCAUGUACUCGCUUUCUAACUUUUCAACACAAGCUGCUUAUUUAUACCCAGCAGCCCGUUGUCUUCGAUUACUUCGAGUUCUUGGUCUUCCUCGACUUCAGCAUCGUCUUGAACAUUCAUUGCUUAUAUCUUCGAAAGUAAGUAGUCUUGGGAGUUUUCUCUAUGUCGUAUUGGCACUUUCGCAUGUAUUUAGCUGCGUAUUUGCAUACUUGGCAUUCCAUUAUGACGAACAAUUGGAAUUUGCACUCAAUUCACGAGUAUUGCAAGAUUCGGAAGUCAAAACACGGUACAUUGCAGCAUUUUAUUGGUCAAUGAUGACGAUGACUACAGUUGGUUAUGGUGACAUCAAAACAAAUGCUGGACGUCUAUUUUCAAUUGCUGCUAUGAUUGUUGGAGCUGGUGUCUUUGCGUAUGGUAUUACGAAUGUUGUCUCACUUUUUCAGCAACUUUACGAAAGUGAUACUGCAUAUCGACGAGAUAUGGACCAGAUUAAUGAUUUUAUGCAAGCACGAAUGCUACCACGUGCAUUGCGGGAUAAAGUACGUGCGAAUACAUUUCAUUGGCGAAAAGCUGCACGAGGUGAAAACAAGGAACGUGAUCGGUUAAUUGUGGAACGAAUGGCGCGAUUGAUUCGAGCUAAAGUUGCGGAUCAUUUUUGCGAGGAUAUAAUGCCUCACAAAAUGCCAUUUCUUGCUGGUUGUAGUUCCGAGUUUAUUCACGAUUUGUAUUUACGAAUGCAUGUACAAUGCUAUUUACCUGGAGAGGAUAUCAUUUGUCAAGGGGAUUAUGGUUCCGAAAUGUUUUUUCUUUUUGUUGGACAUGCUCAAGUCUUAGUUGACUUGACAAAAGUUGCUCUAUUUGGUCCAAAUUCAUGUUUUGGGGAGUUUAGCAUUGCAAAUCCACGCAAACCUCGUCUUGCUACAAUUCAAGCACUUGAUUUUUGUGAAACGCAUUGUAUUGAUCGAGAACAAAUUCUUCGAGUUCUUUUGUUACACCCAAUGACGUUGCGUUCUGCACGUCAACUCACCACUUUAAGAUCACGAAAAGCACUGACAUUGAUUUCGGAAAGUGGUGGUAAGUCGCGUACUUUACUACAAGGUCUAGCUAUGAUGUGGCGAGCUGAAGGUGUAGAAGCAUUACUUCCAGUAGGAGUUACUGUGGCUAGUUUGCCGUUUUUACAAGAAUUUAUGACCGGACCGACUCUUGCAAGAAGUAAUUCGGUUGUGAAUCUUGUGCCUUCGAAUGAUUUAAAUGCACAGUUGCAACUUCAUUCGAACCACACACAACUACAAAAUGAUGCAUUGUCAAUGAAAUUGCCGCCGUCGUUUUCAAAAAGCACAAAUUCUGAUGCUAGUCGGCGUCUUUCCGUUGCGACGGAUUUUUUGACUGCUCCUCAUGUAUUACGAAGGUCUCCUUCAUUGCAUCGGAGACGCAGUGAAUUAAAUCAAGUGUCAAAUAUGAGCAGUGAAGUCACAACAUUUGACCGUGCGCUUGAUAUGAAUGAGACUAGUGAUAUCGAAGUUGGUUAUUCUAAUACGAUAAAAGCAUCAACGAAGGAUGCUGGUGUAAUUAAUAACAAUUCAUUUGUCAGUGAAUUUUCAGCUUCCACUUUAAAGCUUGACGAUCGAUAUGAAGUGCUUUUGACUGAGAUACGCAAUGUCGCGCGUCGACAGGAUCUACUGGAACAACAGUUGAAACUCAUGAUAGAGAGACAACACUAUGUGAGCGAUUCGUGA
Plasmopara halstedii is the source of this 2634-nucleotide messenger RNA. RefSeq names its product voltage-gated ion channel superfamily. The record is from RefSeq and is a predicted model, not a curated record. The coding region runs from base 1 to 2634 and encodes 877 amino acids. The transcript has 4 exons. NCBI's taxonomy places the organism in Eukaryota, Oomycota, Peronosporomycetes, Peronosporales, Peronosporaceae. Gene Ontology annotation, cellular component: membrane. Gene Ontology annotation, molecular function: voltage-gated potassium channel activity. Gene Ontology annotation, biological process: regulation of membrane potential; potassium ion transmembrane transport.